AUGGACGCCCCCGGGACCACCGUGCCGCGCCCUUCGCCCGUGCAAUACUGCGGGUGGUGCGCGGGACCCCUCGGGCGAGGGGAGUCGCUGGCCCUGGCCGAGGGCGGGUCCCUCCUGGAGGUCUGCGAGCUGUGCUACAUCAUCGGGCUAAUUCGGCAGGCGGCGUGGCGCGCCCGCCUCAGCGUGGAGGAGAGGGCGGCGCUGCUCGACUCCGCCCGGCUCUUGGGCGCGCUGCUCUCCGCGCUCGCCGGCCUGGGGCUCGAUGGCGCCGACGGCGAAGGAGCCGCGGGGAGAGGCGGAGGCGCCGCCGCCUUCCCGCCUGUUGCCCCGGGCCUGGCGGCGGCCGCGGCGGUCGGCGACGCCGCGGCGGCCGCGCCCGCGGGCGGCGGUGCCGGCGCGCCCGUGGUGCUUGGCCUGGCGGCGCUGCCCGGCCUGCCGGGUUUCGGAGGCGGCGCGGCUGCUGGGGCGCCCCCGGCGGGCGGCGCCGUGCCUGACGGCGGAGGUGCUCCCCCCGGCGGCGCGGGCGCCGCGCUGGUGGGCGCGCUCGCGGGCGGCGGCGGCGGCCCUCCUGGAGGCCCUCCUCCUGGUGCGGUGCCGGGGGCCCCGGCGAUCCCUGGCGUGCCGAUCGCGGUGGCAGGCGGUCCGAUCGCCCCAGCGGGCGGCGCGCAGCUGGGACCACUCGUGGACGGUCCGUGGCGUCAGGCCGUGACUCUGAUUGGCGCCGACUGGCGCCGAGGUGUGAAUCUCGAGCUCCCGACCUUCGACGCAGCUGGAGGCAUCAGCGGGACUGCCCUCCUCGAGGUGGAGGAGAUCGGCACCACGGGCCCCUCUGGGCAGUACCUGAGCGCCCAGUUCAGGGGGGCGUCGCUGGCGGCCGAGGCGAUGCGGCUGGACGGCCUGUUCCCGCCGCGCGGCACCGGGCCUGCGGGCCUCCUGCACCUGCGCGGGCAGGGACCGUGGCUGCGGCUGCGCUCGAACCGCGGGUUCGUGGAGCCGUGGGUGCGGCCGAGCGCCUUCGGUGGGCGCGGCGGCGGCGGCGCCUUGGCGGGGGCCGCCCCAGUCGGGGGCGCGGCCCCCGACCGCCUGGCGGCAGCUGCCGCGGCGCGCGCGCAGGCUGCUGCGGCGACGCCUGGCUGCGCUGGUGGCGGUCGCGGCCGCCGCCGCCCCCGGAGCUCCUCGGCCUCGCGCAGCGACGACGACGGUGAGUCGCGUUUUCGCGAGGCCCCCUCCCGCGGCGGCAGCGCACGGCUGCUGGCGGAGAAGCGCCCAGGUGCCCUGCACGACGAGGCGAUGAAGAACAUCGGGCGCGUCAUGGGCCCGCGGAAGGGGGCGGACGGCUCAGAGGUUCGAGCGAAGGUCGUGGGCUACCUGCAGGCCGCGGUGUUCGGCCAUCACCCUCCGGGGCAGAUGCGGGUCAACACUCAGCGGGAGCUGCAGACGCUGGCGGCCGCGCUGGACCUGCUGGAGAGUGGGUGCCUGGCGGAGUUGAGCGACGUGUUGAUGCAGCGCUUCAGGGCUCUGGAGCUGUCGCUGUCCGACGCGAGCUGGCAGGUGGCGAGCGAGCUGGAGAUCGUGCCGGACACGCGGCCCUCGCUGGCCUCGAUGGGCGAGCAGGACCUGGCGCGGCGGGUGGCGCUGCUGCGCAGGAAGCUGAUGGACGCGAAGAGCCGCGGCGGGCUCGGCGGCAGGGGCCAGGGCGAGACGCCUCGAGGCGACAGCCCGCACCCGAAGGCGGCGGACGGGCCGAGGCGCGUCUCGCUGGCGACGAGCCCGGAGCGCCACGUCUUCAGGCAGGACCAGCCCGCGGCUGCGGCGGCAGCGGGCCUGCAGCAAGCGCCCUCGUCGCGCCCGCCGGCCUGUGGUACGGACGCCGACUGUGACGGUGAUCCGCUGGCAGAGUGGCGCGAGUGGGCUGGCGCGGCGAGUGAUCUUCUGCGAGAACCUUUCGACGUGGGCCCCGUGUUGUUGAACGUAGUCCGCCAGUUCCCAGGCUCCUUCGGUCGCUUCACCAGAUAUUCCCUCGAGGUAAAGCCACGCGAGCAUCCGGCCGACAUGGGAGGUCGGCUUCAGCGAGAUCUGUUGCCGUUACCAUACCUUUCUAUCACCAGGUCCCAGAUCGCCCAGCAGGGCGAGGACCCUUUGAGCGACAAGGAGUGGGAAGGACUACACUGCAGGCUGGUGGUCACUGUCCUGGCGCUAAACUGGGAGUCUGGGUUCCGCUCCCUGAAGCUGGCCAGGCCCUGCCGAGGUCGAGCCAACGCCGCGCAGCAGGCAGCCCUGGUCGCUCUCGGCCGCCGCCUCCUCUCGGCUACGCGGGCCGAGUCUGCUUUACCGCCAGAUCUUGACUGGAACGCGCGGCUGAAGGACCGCAAGAUCGGCUACGGCGGGGGCGAGAUCUCGCCCCCGCAUCGGCUGACGCUGGAGCAGGUGCUGGACGGGCUGCCGCCGCCAGGUGUCGCGGCCCCCAUCGAGGCGGCCGACCUCGCGACGGGGUUCGUGCGCGAGGCCCUCCUGGACCCGACGCUGGUGCUGCUGCCCGCUGCCCUGCGGCGGCCCGCGCCGACAUCUGCACGAGCGUGGGCCUCGCUCGAGGAGUGGCAUCGGAUCGUGCGGGCGCUCCACGAGCGCGGGAUGGCGUCGGCGAUCCCGAGCAGCGAGAUUGCCUGUCGCGACGGAGCCCCGCUCCUGAACGGGGCGCUCGGGGUGCCCAAGCCCCACGAUGAGCCCGUGGUCUGCAGCGACGGCGAGCGCAGGCCGGUCCUGAGGCCGAUCACCAACCUCAUCCCCUCGAACGCGUGCCAGGAGUGCAUCGUGGGAGACACCCCUGAGAUGCCGACCAUGAGCCAGCUGAACGGCCUGGUGCUGACCGAGUCGGAGGAUCUCCUGUGGAGCGGCGCGGACAGGAAGGCCUUCUUCUACGUCUUCCGCGCGCCGCCUGUGCGGUGGCCCUACAUGGUGAUACGGCCGCCCGUCCCCUCGGAGUUGCUUGGCCUGAAGGACGGUGGGACCACGCACAUCUGCCUGCGGGUGAUCGGCAUAGGCUGGAUCAGUGCCGCGGGCGCGACGACCCACCUCCACCGAAACAUGCUGCGGCGGAGCGCUUCUGUCCCUCGCGGCCUGUCGCCCAGCCAGGAGAUCACUCGGCGCCGACGGCUGCCGUUCAGCGUGGAGAAGCCGUGCCCUCCGGCGUGGAUGGUCUACAUUGACAACCUGGAGGUCGCGGAGGUCGUGGGCAAGUCCGAGGCCGCGACGCUGCGAGGGACGGUGCCCGAGCUCAUCUCCGAGGCCCGCCUCUGCUAUGCGGCUGCGGGCUCCCCGGGGUCGCCGUCCAAGGACAUCCAUCGAGUGCCGCGAGCGACGACCUUGGGGGAGCUCGUCGACGGGGUCGAGGGCGUUCGGCGGCCCCCUGCGGGCUACCUUACCGAGAUGGCCAGCCUCACGCUGUGGACGCUGAGCAAGAAGCGGGCCAGCAUGCGGCUGGUGCGCAUUCUGCUGGGCCGCUGGGUUCGUGUUCACUGCUUUCGACGGCCGCUGGCGGCCAGCUUUGCCUACACCUGGAAGUGGCUCGCGAACCCGCGCACUGGCGGCCGCUUCAGUGUGAGCGUGGUCGAGGACCUCUUGAUGCGCCUUGCGCUGUCAGGGCUUUGCGUCGCUGACCUGCGCCUCGAGGUCGACCCCCUGGUGACCGCGUCGGAUGCCUCGGAGGCCGCCGGCGCCGUGGUCUACGGCUACGCCCUCUCCGACCGCGGGCGCGCGCUGGCCGAGAGGCGGCAGCGGCCCGCGAACGCCGCCUGCGAGGAGGAGACCGGCCUCGUGACUGUCUUCGACGGCAUCGGCGGCGGGCGCCGGGCUCUCGAGAUCCUCGGACUGGUCCCUGCCGUGCACCUGUCAUUCGAGGUGGACCCCACGGCGGUGCGGGUGGCCCGGCGCAGCUACCCCAGCACGCAGCACCUGGGGGACGUGACGGAGGCGGACCCGGUGGCCCUGGCAGCCCUGCUGCGCGCCCGAGGCCGCGUGUCACGUGUGCUGGUGGUGGGCGGCUUCCCGUGCCAGGUCUUCGCGGGUCUCAACGUCGCUCGGCAGGGCCUCGACGACCCGCGCGCGGGCCUGGUUGACCACAUGGUGCGGAUCGUGGACGGGCUGCGGACGGCCAUGCCGGAGGCGUCGAUCGACUUCCUCGGGGAGAACGUCGCGUCGAUGCCCGAGUGCGACGUGCUGCGCCUGAACCAGCUCUUCGGCCGCCUCCUGCUGGAGAUUGAGGCGGGGGAUGUCGGCUGGGUCAGACGUCCGCGGCUCUACUGGGCUUCGUGGGACCUCCUGCCGUCCUUCGAGGCUGAGCCCGUCGCGGUGCGGGCCAAGACCCAGGACGUUCGGCGCGCCUGCAAGGUGGCGCUGAAGGCGGAGCGGCCGCCGCUCGAGGAGUGGCUCCCGCCCAGGGCUGUGUGUCCGGGUCCCGCUGCAGGGGAGCCGCCCCCGACCUUCGUGCGCUGGACGCCGCGCUCGCAGCCGCGCCCCAGGCCUGCGGGCAUCGGGGAGUGCAGCGCUGCUGAGCUGGCGCGCUGGGAGGCAGCGGGCUUCGCUUCGCCGCCCUACCAGUUCCGUGACAAGUGGUGCAUCCACCAGGCGGAUGGCCGCGUGGAGCCGCCUGCGAAGGCCGAGCCCGCCAAGUACGAGGCUCUUCGGCGGUCGCUCGUGGGCAACUCCUUCCAGUGCGAGGUCGUGGCCUGGAUCAUCAGCCACUGGGCCGUCGGAGCUGGGCUGCUGGUCUCGGUGCCCUCGCUGGGUGAGCUGCACGAGAGUGCGCGAGCCUGGGCUGGUGGCAGGAAGCUGUGGGCCGGCGACGUGACGUCGCUGCGGUGCGGUCGCUCCGAGAUCGACGAGGGCUUGCACGCCAAGCUGGACCAGGCUGGCGGGCCCAUCUACGUGGGUCGUGGUUCUCGCCGCUGGGGGCUGGCUGCCUCGCGGUGGGGCAACCCUUUCACGAUCAGCCCCGAGCGGUCACGCGAGGACGCCGUUGCCCUGCUCGCUGGUUGGAUCCGCACGCAGCCCGCCCUCCUGCAGAGCUUGGAGACGCUGCGCGGGGCCCUGCUGGUCUGUCACUGUGGGCCCGACCAGGCGUGCCAUGCCGACAUCCUCUUGGCGGAGUUGGCGAAGCGUGACGUGGUGGAGUGGCGCGAGCUGGACGCAUCCAGACGCAUCGUCAUGGGGCUCGUCAUGGCGUGCCACAACAACGGAGCAGACAUCAGGACCGAUGGCGCCUCGGAGGCGCUCGGCAAGAUCUUCCCGCGGCAGGAGAUCGACUCAGGCAUUUGGCGGUGGCGCAAGGCAAGGCAGCUAGUGCGGGAUGCAGCAGAGCACAUCAACUGCGUCUUCCUGCACCUGCUCGACAGCAUGGUCAACAUCGGUGCGCUGUCCAAGCACCGUUCCAGCAGUCCUCAGCUCAAUAAGGUGGUGCGGACCUUCUCGCCGUGGGAGCUUGCGAUGGGCGCGCGGGCGGUCUUCGGCUUCACGUCGAUAAAGGCCUCGACACUGGCCCGCUACCGUGGCGCCGCUCAGCGUUUUGUUGACUACCUUGCUGCCAAUAACCUGCCGCUGCCUUUCACCUGGGACGAUAUUGAUAUCUGCCUGCAAGAUUAUCUUGAGCACUUGUGGGCCGAGGGCGCCACAAAAGGAGAAGCCAAUGACACCCUCAGCGGCGCGCAGCACCUGCUGAGGACACGGCGCCGCUAUCCUGGCGCUCGGCAGCUGCUGACGGUCUGGGGCAGACUGGAGAUCCCUCAGCGGGCGCCGCCGAUGCCUGCCCAGGUCUGCACGGCGCUCGCCGGUUGGGCGCUCAGCCGCGGAGUGGUGGCGUUCGCGGCCGCGCUGCUCGUGGCCUUCCAUCUCUGUCUCCGCACUGGCGAGGCGUUGGGGCUGAGCGGCGGCGUCAUCUUUCUGAAGCCCUGUGGCCGAGGCGCGGCGUCGUUGCCCUGGACCAAGACCUCUUGCCAGAAGGGCGCGCGGGGGCAAGUCACGCUUGACGACCCGCUGGUUGGGGCAGUCGUCCACGCGCAGCUCCAGCGUGACAGCCGGCCCUGGCCUGGCACAACGCGCGCCUUUCACGACUUGUUCCGUACUGGGCUCCAGCAGAUCGGUCGCAAGCACCUCGCCCUGUCUCCUUACAGCCUGAGGCGCGGAGGUGCCGCGCAUGAGUUCCCGCUGUCGGGCGACUCGUCUAAGGUCAUGCUGCGUGGGCGCUGGAGCUCGGCAAGAACGGCACAGAUAUACAUCCAAGACGGGGCUGCCAUCAUCGCCGAGAUGAAGCUCCAGGCUGGCCCCCUCUGCGGCGACCUGGAGUCCCUGGACCUCUUCGCGGAGCCGGCGCCGGUCGCACCAGCGCUCGGCAGCGGCGCGGUGCCGGCCGAGCAGCAGAUCGCGGCCGUGCAGAGCGCCCUCUCCUCCCUGUACCACCAG
This is a messenger RNA of Prorocentrum cordatum, 6453 nucleotides long. NCBI's taxonomy places the organism in Eukaryota, Dinophyceae, Prorocentrales, Prorocentraceae. The record is from the annotation of a GenBank genome assembly.